AUGGCGAUCGUUUCCUCAAUCAUGUCCACUUCAGUGGAUCCUUCUUCUUCAAGAAUCUGUGUUCCUCACAAUACAGAGAAGAUCUUUGGUAACAAUGCAAAGUCAAAGCCGACCUAUCCUAGAUUUUGUACCUCUUCAAGAAGAGAUGCCAAGUUGAGACUAGCGGUUUCUUCUUCGAGAGUGCCAUCUAAGCUUAUCCAUGAAGAAAAACACAUGACUUCACCAAAAAAAGGACAUGACGUUUUUGAAGAAAUCAAGCAUCGGUUCCUGACCUUUAAGAAAGACAAAUACAUGGAGAACUUGGAGCGGUUUCAGAGUCUAGCCAAGAGCCAAUCCCCAAAGUUUAUGGUGGUAGCUUGUGCAGAUUCAAGGGUUUGCCCUUCAGCAAUCUUAGGGUUUCAACCAGGAGAAGCAUUUACCGUUCGAAACAUUGCAAAUAUUGUACCCACUUACGAGAGCGGUCCAUCUGAAACAAAGGCUGCACUGGAAUUUGCUGUAAAUUCUGUUCAAGUCGAGAACAUUCUUGUGGUCGGUCAUAGUCGCUGUGGAGGCAUCCGUGCCUUAAUGACCAUGGAUGAUGAUGAAACAGAAGAAGACAUAGACUCAAGGAGCUUCAUCAAAAACUGGGUUGUUGUCGGGAAAACCGCAAGAUCAACCUCGAAAUCAGCUGCUUCCGGACUCAGCUUUGAUCAACAAUGUCAGCAUUGCGAAAAGGAAUCUGUGAACUGUUCGUUGCGGAAUCUAUUGUCGUAUCCAUGGAUAGAAGAGAGAGUGAAGAACAGAACUUUAUCGAUCCAUGGUGGUUACUACGACUUCACCGAGUGUACGUUCGAGAAAUGGACGGUUGAUUAUCAGGAAAGAAGCUGCGGCGAGAGCAAAAUCUCGGUUAAGGAUCGGUCCAUCUGGAAAUGA
Molecule: messenger RNA, 912 nt
Organism: Microthlaspi erraticum
Lineage: Eukaryota; Viridiplantae; Streptophyta; Magnoliopsida; Brassicales; Brassicaceae
Source: the annotation of a GenBank genome assembly